GGCGACCCCGCGCCGCCCGCCUGAGGAGCCCGCGCACAAAGCCGCGCCGCGGCCAUGGAAGAGGAGCUGAAGUGCCCGGUGUGCGGCUCGCUGUUCCGGGAGCCCAUCAUCCUGCCGUGCUCGCACAAUGUCUGCUUGCCCUGCGCCCGCACCAUCGCCGUGCAGACCCCGGAGAGCGAGCAGCACCUGCCGCCGCUGCUCCACUCCCGGGGCCCCGCGCCGUCCCCCGCCGCCGCGCCGGGAGCGGCGCCGGGAGCGGCCGCGGGCUCCGCCGCCUGCCUGGACGCGGAGAGCGCGGCGGGCGGCGGCGGCGGGGACCACGCGGACAAGCUGAGCCUGCACAGCGAGACCGACAGCGGCUACGGCUCCUACACCCCCAGCCUGAAGUCCCCCAAUGGCGUGCGGGUGCUGCCGCUGGUGCCCGCGCCCCCGGGGGCGGCGGCGGCUCCGCGGGGCGCGGGCCCCGCCAGCUCCUCCCUCACCUGCCCGCAGUGCCACCGGAGCGCGUCCCUGGACCAGCGCGGGCUCCGCGGCUUCCAGCGCAACCGGCUGCUGGAGGCCAUCGUGCAGCGCUACCAGCAGGGCCGCGCCGCCGCCGCCGCCGCCGCCAAGUGCCAGCUGUGCGACCGCAGCCCGCCCGAGCCGGCCGCCGUGCUGUGCGAGCAGUGCGAGGUGCUGUACUGCGCCGCAUGCCAGCUCCGCUGCCACCCGGCCCGCGGGCCCUUCGCCAAGCACCGCCUGGCCCCGCCGCCCGCACAGCCGGGCGCCCCCGGCGGCGGCGGGGACGGCGCCGGGAAGGGGGCGGGCGGCGGCCGCAAGCUGCCGACGUGCGCCGAGCACGACCUGGAGAACUACAGCAUGUACUGCGUGAGCUGCCGCAGCCCCGUCUGCUACCAGUGCUUGGAGGAGGGCAGGCACAACAAGCACGACGUGAAGGCCCUGGGAGCCAUGUGGAAGCAGCACAAGGCACAGCUAUCUCAGGCUUUAAAUGGUGUUUCAGAUAAAGCAAAGGAAGCGAAAGAAUUUUUGGUUCAGCUGAAAAAUUUAUUGCAGCAGAUCCAGGAGAAUGGGUUGGAUUAUGAAGCCUGUCUCGUGGCUCAGUGCGAUGCUUUGGUUGAUGCGUUAACACGGCAAAAGGCAAAACUGCUCACAAAGGUCACCAAGGAACGUGAGCACAAGCUGAAGGUUGUUUGGGACCAGAUAAAUCACUGUACACUGAAGCUACGCCAGUCAACAGGGCUGAUGGAAUACUGCUUAGAGGUUAUCAAAGAAAAUGAUCCCUCUGGGUUUUUACAGAUUUCAGAUGCUUUAAUCAAGCGUGUUCAGGUAUCUCAGGAACAGUGGGUCAAAGGAGCCUUGGAGCCGAAAGUAUCUGCUGAGUUUGACUUGACUCUGGAUAGUGAACCUUUACUGCAGUCAAUUCACCAGCUGGAUUUUAUUCAGAUGAAAUGUAGGGUGCCACCCGUUCCAUUACUGCAGCUGGAGAAGUGUUGCACCAGGAACAACAGUGUGACAUUGGCCUGGAGGAUGCCACCUUUGAGCCACAACCCAGUGGAGGGCUACAUCUUGGAACUUGAUGAUGGAGACGGUGGCCAAUUCCGAGAAGUAUAUGUUGGCAAGGAGACCCUCUGCACCAUCGAUGGCCUUCAUUUCAACAGCACUUACAAUGCCAGAGUCAAAGCUUUCAACUCCUCAGGCGUUGGUCCUUACAGCAAGACAGUAAUUUUACAGACGUCGGAUGUGGCAUGGUUCACCUUUGACCCCUCCUCAGCUCACAGAGACAUAGUGCUGUCGAAUGACAACCAGACUGCCACCUGCAACAGCUACGAUGACCGCGUGGUCCUGGGCACCGCCGCCUUCUCCAAGGGCGUGCAUUACUGGGAGCUUCACGUGGACCGCUACGACAACCACCCGGACCCAGCCUUUGGCAUUGCCAGGAUUAACGUGGUCAAGGACAUGAUGCUGGGCAAGGAUGACAAGGCAUGGGCCAUGUAUGUGGACAACAACCGCAGCUGGUUCAUGCACUGCAAUUCCCACACCAAUCGGACUGAAGGAGGAGUUUCUAAAGGUGCCACUGUUGGUGUGCUCCUGGAUCUGAACAAGCACAACCUGACCUUUUACAUAAAUGGGCAGCAGCAGGGGCCUCCAGCGUUUGAAAACAUUGAGGGCGUCUUCAUGCCUGCGUUGAGUCUCAAUCGAAACGUCCAGGUGACCCUGCACACAGGACUGGAAGUGCCACAAUCUGUAAAACAGCCCAAGUUGCCCAACAACUAAUGAAGCCCGUCUGACACUGUGCUGGAUUCUGUAAGCUUUCUCAGUGUGUUUUGACACUUUUCAGUAAGUCAGUAAAAAAGCAUCCUCUUCCCUGACUUCAAACACUGUGCAGCAUGCUGCUCACCGAAUAAUCGACUGGUUAGAGCUAGGCCCACUCCAUUUUCAACUUAACAGCCAUAGCAAGCACAUCCACUGGACUGGCACUCGACUGCAGAUGGGUAAUUGAACAUAUCUACUCUGCAUUGCAUACAUAUGUACACUCAUGUGCACACACACACAAACACAUCUGUAAAGCAAAAGGUUAAAUGAGUGUAAUUUCUCUCUCAUGGCUGGAUUUGUGCUUAAAUAUUAGGGAUGCUGGAAAAAAUGGGUGAGACUGAAGGACAGUGGAUGUUGGAGCAGUUUACCAGUAGAUGAACUGGAUUCCCUUGCCACCUGAAGUCCUUAAAUAAAGAAAGCAUAUGUUUUGACAGCUGAAGCAGAGGUUAUAUGCUCAAGAAUUCCUGGUUGUCAGUUACCUGGUUGCUCAAGAAUUUCUGGUUUUCAAUUACAUUCAGGGGCUCAAGUGAUCAUGGAUUUUUCCUUCUGACUCUAGACUGCAGUAAGCUAUAGGAUAAUGUCCCCUUAAAAUUCAGUGUCAGAACUUAUCUGCAGUGAGAACAAGAUUGAUUCCCAAAUGCUGUCAUGAAAUAGCUGGGUUCAUUUUAGCUAAUACCAUGAUACAUGCAGAAUUCGGGUACAGAAAGUCAAAAGAAAAAUAUCCUUGGUGCAUUUUAGUGUUUGUUAUUUAGGUGUGACUGCAGAGACACUUACAGAAGACCUGAUUGUGGUUAUCAGCACAACUCUUAUAAAACAGUGCAUGGGAGAUUCCUUUGAACUGAAAUGAUAUAAGAUUUAUUUAAAUAUAGCACAUACAAAGUCUCCCACAUUGAGAAAUGCUGUUUUCCAGCCUUGAUCCUAAGAAAAC
Passer montanus (Eurasian tree sparrow) is the source of this 3241-nucleotide messenger RNA. RefSeq names its product tripartite motif containing 67 (gene TRIM67). Gene Ontology annotation, molecular function: protein binding; zinc ion binding. Lineage: Eukaryota; Metazoa; Chordata; Aves; Passeriformes; Passeridae. The record is from RefSeq and is a predicted model, not a curated record. Bases 55 to 2274 code for a protein of 739 amino acids. The transcript is spliced from 10 exons.